AUGCCACCAGCAAGGAGAGAGCCGCGAUACACAGUGCAGGAUGUUAUUGACCUGGUCCAAAAUGGAGAGAGUGAGGUUGAGAUUGAAAUCAGUGACACAGAUGAGAGUGAUGAAGACUCCGAUGAAGAUGUCUGUAAAGAAGUGGACAAAGAAAACCAACCACCCAUGGUCUGUCCAGCUGAUAAUUACGUGGACAUCAAGCUAAAAACAAGGAAACACACCAUGCCCCGUGACAGGUAUCGCUGGCUGAAAAAAGAUUUCAUCAGUCCCAACACAGAUUUUUCUGGUCUGGAUAUCACAGCAGAUGACAUUUCCCUCCACACACCAUUGGAAUACUUCCAGAAGUUUGUGUCCGAAGACAUGAUUGAGGCUCUGACACAAAACACGAAUGAGUACAGCUUUCAGGUGCAUGGAACAUCUGUAAACACCACUGCAAAGGAAAUUGAAAAAAUGCUUGGCAUGUACUUGAAGAUGGGCCUGGUACAAAUGGCUGGAACCCGUAUGUAUUGGGAGACAGAGACGCGGUACUCCCCUGUUGCUGAUGUGAUGCCACGCAACAGAUUCCAAUCCCUGUUGACGUCAUUACAUUUUGUAAACAACAUGACAGUAUCUGAGACGGAAAAGAAAGACAAACUAUGGAAACUCAGACUGUGGCUUGAUUUAUUCAGAGAGAAAUGCCUGCAGGUGGUACCAGAAGAGCACAACUCUGUGGAUGAGAUGAUGAUUCCUUUCAAGGGGAAAUUCAGCAGCAUCAAGCAAUAUAUGCGAGGCAAGCCAAACCCAUGGGGAUUCAAAGUGUGGGUGAGAACUGGAAUCUCUGGCAUGAUGUGUGACUUCGAUGUCUACCAAGGCAGUGUCAACGGAAUACGAGCCAAAUCUGAACUUGGAUUGUCAGGUGAGGUUGUGAUGAAACUUGCUUCCACACUUCCAGAAGGUCAGAACUACAAACUGUAUGCAGACAACUACUUCACCUGUGUUCCAUUAUUAGUGAAGCUCCUUGAUCGGGGAAUUCAUUACGUGGGAACAGCCAGGCAGGUGCGCCUACCCAACUGUAACCUUGAAGACGAGAAGAGCUUGAAGAAAAAGGGGAGAGGAAUCUAUGACGUCAGAGUGGAGGGGAAUCACAACAUCUGUGCUGUCAAAUGGUAUGACAGCAGGGCCGUCACACUUGUGUCAUCCUUUGCUGGACCUGAACCUGUGCAGAAGAUUCAACGCUGGGACAAAGCCAACAAAACCUUCAUUGAAGUUGAGAGGCCUUACAUUGUUGGUGCCUACAACAAGUACAUGGGAGGUGUGGAUUUGUUGGACUCAUUUACAGCCAAAUAUAAGUUCCCCAUCAAAUCCCGUCGCUGGUACAUGUACAUCUUCUGGCACACCAUCAUCCUCGCUGUGAUCAAUGCCUGGCUGCUCUACAAGCGGGACUGUAAAGCGCUCAAGGUGUCUAGCAAAGAGACAAUGAACAGGAGACAGUUUCAGGCACAGCUAGCAUCCUCUCUUAUCCUGCAAAUAGGGCCCAUGAUGUGCUGGGCCCCUGUCACCUGCUCUUUCCCUGGAUCUGACCCUACUACCACUCUCAAUGACCCUGAACUGUCUGUCUCCUACAAAUGA
This is a messenger RNA of Limanda limanda (common dab), 1608 nucleotides long. RefSeq names its product piggyBac transposable element-derived protein 3-like. The coding region runs from base 1 to 1608 and encodes 535 amino acids. Lineage: Eukaryota; Metazoa; Chordata; Actinopteri; Pleuronectiformes; Pleuronectidae. The transcript is spliced from 2 exons. The record is from RefSeq and is a predicted model, not a curated record.